Messenger RNA from Pestalotiopsis fici W106-1, 2400 nucleotides. RefSeq lists its product as uncharacterized. Bases 1 to 2400 code for a protein of 799 amino acids. The record is from RefSeq and is a predicted model, not a curated record. The transcript has a single exon. Lineage: Eukaryota; Fungi; Ascomycota; Sordariomycetes; Amphisphaeriales; Sporocadaceae.
AUGGGACCAAAUCAAUAUCCGCUUUUCGACAAUGUUCGAGGGCAUCCCAACGCUGAGACCAUUAGUCUACCGGAAGGAGACGAGGGAGAAGACUUCCAGUUUGUGUCAUCAGCUACAGCAACAAAUCUACAAGAGGAUACACAAAUAGUGAUGAUGCAAAGCUCGGCAUACCGAAAUUCGGUUGGGGCACAGGCAAGGAGGCGAGGCUUACCAGCUACAGAUGAAUGCUCAGAGCCGAGUUCAGAUCGGACUUCGUGUGAGAGCUCAAUGGAUCGACAACCAAUGCAGACGACCAAACCUAAUGACACACCACUCUUGGGAAUCGACUACAAGGAUUCGCCUCUGCCUCUAAAAGACUCUGUUGGCAUCUAUGGCUGCGCAGGCAUUGCUGGUGGCUCCAUCUUCAUCCUCGCCGCUGUUGCUUUCCUCACGUUUCUUUGGUUCGGGCAUGGAACAGAGCCCGAAGCUGCCGGUGCUGCUUGGCUCUGGCGCAAGAUCGCCUUGGAGGACUGGAUGACGCGCACCGUCACCAUCUGCGCUCUAGCUCUUCGGGUCGCCGUCUCCAUGCAAUCAGGCAUCUGCACGUCCAUGACGGCGGCGCUGGUCUUGGAGAAUGGCCGUGCCAUAACCAGGAAGUCCCAAGUUGCGCACACAUCAGUUCUUAGGGCUAUUAACAAUGGUCCACGAAAACUGAUUCAAAUACUUAUUGGCUCGCACACUUUAUCUGUACUGGCUUGCCUCGAGUUUUGGUUGAUCUGCUUACUAGGCGGUUUGACACUUGUUUUGCAAUUUUCUUCGACAGUGCUGCUGUCGGACGUGAGAGAUUUCGCCAUUGUGGGCGACGAUAAGGUUGCAAACAUUUCAAUUCUUCAAUACAACCCAAGCGGCGAUUCUAUUUGGGUUAUCCCGCGUCGAAACGCCGCGUUACUGAACAUCGAGCCUAGAUACGGAGUCUUCGGAGAAGAGAGGUCUGAGAGGAACAGCACCCCGGAACUGAGUGGAUUCAGCAACACAGAUGUAGUGCAGCGUGGCUAUAUCCCAAUUCCAGACAUGAAUGCCCGCAACCUAGUCCGCCAUUACCGCGGAAAUGCUCUGGUCUCGAGCUCCCGCAUUGGCUGCGUCCCUGCGGACAUCGACGCAACCUUUGAGAACGUGACCGCGGAUAUGGUCCCACCGAUGGGUAGCCUCAAGGGAACUUUGAAUUAUGGAAAGGUCUUGAACAGAACCUUCCCUGGAACAGAUGCAGCAUCAUUUUGCUCUGCUGCUGGAUGCGAAUCGACUGCGUUCGACUGUAGUAUUGGAGCUGCAGAUGAGAGUCAAGCAAGUGCCCUGUGCUUUGUUGGAGACACCACCACCUGGCCACAUGGUACAAAUCUACCUUGGAAUAAGAACUCUUGGCUCUAUCUGCUUUUCGCCACGAACAUGACAGAACAGGACUUGUACGACUUGUCCUUGACGUAUAAUGUCACUGUCAACCAAACACGAAAUGAGUGGGGGACCACUCGGUCCAAAAGCGGUCAUGCUCUGGAAGUGUCCAUGUGCCUUGCAAGCUUUGACGUCGACAUGCGCUUUGUCGACAUGUCAGCAAAGGGACCUCCCACGGAGCCAACGCUAUCCUGGAACCCACUUCAACACGAGCACGACAGCUCCUUGGUUCUCCAGAUGUUUGAUACAGACAGCCCAAAAAGCCCAAUGGAACGUGGGCUGCUCGACAUGCAAAUACUCGACGGCGCAGAUGAUUGGUUUCACGCCAAUCAUUCUCAGGAAUCCAAGCCCUCGAAACUGCUAUCCACGAUAGUCAACAUGCAGCUUUCUGACGAAAGUGUCAAGAACACAACCUACGUGACUUGCAUAUAUUGCCAAAUCUAUGGUGACGCUGCAAUGCAUCCGGAGCUCCUACAUAUUGUCGAGGAUACAUUACAGCUUACAGGACGGCCAGCCAAAGCCCUCAGCAAUCUCUAUGGUGCCAUGGGAACUACUCUGUACGACGUUUUACUCAAUACUCUCAAUGUCACCGAGGAGGCUCAUGUGGCAUCUGCGAUUACGGUUCGUGUACCCGGUUACUGCAACACCAGAACUUGUUCUGGUUUCACAUCUGUCGUGACAAUGCUGGGCGUUCAUCUAGCGACGGUCUGGUUGAUUGCGACACUGUAUGCAACACGAAUCCGCCACUCCCGCAUUUCAAACAUCUGGCACACAGUCUCACAGCUCUUUGGUGACGAGUUGAACGACGCGUUGCUACUGGGAAAUAACACAACGGACGAGACCGUCAAUGAAAGAUUCUUCCGCAAAGAGCAAGACGCAUUGGUGAGAAUAGGCCUCGCUGCACAUGGUUCUGCUAUAGAAGUUGUGUCUAGUCAGGCCGCGAGUCGAAAGCUUCCGAGGCAUGGGAAACAAUGA